AUGGACGAAUUGUUUGCGUUGCGAAAUCUUUUUUACACGGGGUCGUUCCAACAGGUUAUAAAUGAGGCAAAUAAGAAUGUCUCCGUUUCAGAGAGCGCCAAGUUAGAAAGGAAGGUAUACUUGUACCGAGCGUAUAUUGCUCAGGGCAAGUAUAAUCUGGUUUUGUCGGAGAUAAAGGAAACUGACCCUGUCGACUUAAGGGUAGUCAAGAUUUUGGCAGCAUAUCUGCGGUCCAAGACCGGUGGCGGGCAGACUUCUGACGCAAGAAAAGAGGAAGCGUUAAAGGAGCUUAGGGAAGUGUUGAGUAAUGCCGUGAACACGUCAAAUUCAACCGUUCAGAUAAUUGCAGGUACGGCCUAUUAUCACGAAGGGUUAUUCGAGGAUGCAUUGAAGGUUUUGAUUCGACAUAAUAAGAACUUAGAAUGUGUGGCGUUGAUAAUUCAAAUAUACCUACAGUUGGAUCGUUUAGAUCUAGCGAAAAGGGAGCUCGCGGCUACAAAAACUUGGGCCGAGGAUGCAAUGUUGGCUCAGCUUAUUGAAGCUUGGGUUGGGUUAAGAACGGGCGGUGAUAAAUAUCAGGAGGCCUACUACAUAUACGAAGAAAUCGCACAGUCUCCCUCCUCAAACACUGUUAAGGUGUUGAACGGACAAGCCGUUUGUAAUAUUCAUCUCGGGAGAUAUCCUGAAGCUGAAAGUUUAUUAUUGGAAGCGAUGAAUAAGAAAAAUGAUGAUGCGGACACCUUGGUCAAUUUGAUAGUGGUCACUAAUCUAUUAGGGAAACCCACAGAAGUGGACAUCAUAAGAACGGUGACUCUACCACAACUUAGAAGAUUUGGUAUCGAAGAUGGCUUGGAAUUGAAGGUAGACAUCGAGAUCCUCAUCUCUAAACGUGGAUCUGUUCCACUUGGAGGGGGUGAAGUUAAUUUCAAGUGUCCCAACGUGAGAGCACUGAAACCAGCACAAUUCACAGACGAAGCCGAGUCCACGACAGGUUCUCUCAUGGCCGCUGAACAAGCCGCAAAUCCGGGCGACACACCCGAGGAUGUCGGUCGAAGAACAGCAAAACUCUUAUUGGCAGAAAUACGUAAAGGUGGUUGCGUCGACUCAUUGAAUCAAUGGUUGGUCUUGUUGAUGAUGAUCCUAGGCCCUGAGGAUGUAUCGAAAGUCAGACUGGGGCAAUUGACAGCCUUCAC
Molecule: messenger RNA, 1193 nt
Organism: Acaulospora colombiana
Lineage: Eukaryota; Fungi; Glomeromycota; Glomeromycetes; Diversisporales; Acaulosporaceae
Source: the annotation of a GenBank genome assembly